UUUCCGGUUCCGGUGUCAGUUAGAGGCGCCGCCGCUGCAGCCGCCGGAGCCGCGAUGCCUAAAGGAGGGAGAAAGGGAGGCCACAAAGGCCGGGCAAGGCAGUACACGAGCCCCGAGGAGAUCGACGCACAGCUCCAGGCUGAAAAGCAGAAGGCCAGGGAAGAAGAGGAACAAGGAGAAGAAGGUGGAGAUGGGGCUGCAGGUGACCCCAAAAAGGAGAAAAAAUCCCUAGACUCAGAUGAGAGCGAGGAUGAAGAAGAUGAUUACCAGCAAAAGCGCAAAGGUGUAGAAGGGCUCAUUGACAUUGAGAACCCCAACCGGGUGGCACAGACAACCAAAAAGGUCACACAGCUGGACCUGGAUGGGCCCAAGGAACUUUCAAGGAGAGAAAGAGAAGAAAUCGAGAAGCAGAAAGCAAAAGAGCGUUACAUGAAAAUGCAUUUAGCGGGGAAGACGGAGCAAGCCAAGGCUGACCUUGCCCGGCUGGCGAUCAUCCGGAAACAGCGGGAGGAGGCUGCCAGGAAGAAAGAAGAAGAGAGGAAAGAUGGAGGUGGGUGUUCCUGCCCGCCACCUCCCAGGAUGCUAGGAGAGUCCAGCAGCAGCGGAGUCAGAUCAAAAGAUGAUGCAGCUUUGUCAGGAAAACGAAUGCAGUCGCUCUCCCUGAAUAAGUAGCACGGCCUGUGGGAGGAGAUAGCAGGGAACUGGGCCGUGCUGCCAGGACCUCUGCCGUGUCUCACCCACCCUGUGCCCCGGCGCCACUGCAGCAGCCCCUCGCGGCGAGGAGCCCCCCACGGCUCCUCUUCAUCUUGGCACAGAAAUCGUUUGGGGGGAUGGUGGGUGGGGGGAGGGGCAGCUGCUAUCUUUGAGACAGAAAGAUGCAGGACAGCAUUUCAUAUGUAACCAUUUGAAUGUUUUGGCUGUUUUUAGAAUUCAGAACCCUUGUGGGGGGGGUGCCUGGGAGGUGGGGUAAGAAGAGCUUCCGUUUGUCUGGUCGAUUGCGGGGCAGGGGGCGGUUGAGCCGCAGUAGCUGCUGACAAGUUUGUGAUGGACGGCCCCCUGUCUGUGUUGCCCCGGCGCCCAACUGGGGGGCUGUCGCCUGGGAGCCAGGGCCCUGGGUCUCUGAGGGUCAUGGCUCAUCCCCAGCCAGUCCCCUCUGACUGAGGCUUCACUCCUGACCUUCCCACCCUACUCCCUACCCCCGACUGACUCUGGCCAGGGCCCGGGCCCAUUCUUAACCCUGCCCAUGGAUCAUUUCAAGAAACCUGUUUACUGUGUAGCCCCCAGGCAAACAUGCUCCACAAGUCCACCUUGUAUAUUUGGCAAAUUAAACUUGACAUUAUCGUAA
Messenger RNA from Aethalodelphis obliquidens (Pacific white-sided dolphin), 1345 nucleotides. It is a transcript of the gene PDAP1, whose product is annotated as PDGFA associated protein 1. The record is from RefSeq and is a predicted model, not a curated record. The transcript has 7 exons. The coding region runs from base 55 to 672 and encodes 205 amino acids. NCBI's taxonomy places the organism in Eukaryota, Metazoa, Chordata, Mammalia, Artiodactyla, Delphinidae.